AAGUUUAGGAAUUAUUUCAAAGAAUUUUUUUUCAUCGUUAAUUUUCAUUAUACAAUCAUUUACCAGGAAUGUGCUGUUUGAGAUGCGUUAGAAAUAAAAAAAUAAGUUAAUAUAUUGUUAUUGUUGUAAUUAUCAGUGCAAUAAUGCGCUGAAGAAUGGAGCCAACGACUAGUGAGGAUAAACUAUCAUCAACUUCAAGAUGAUACGAUAGAGGCAAAUUUGAGAAGCUUAAGGCUCGAGUAUAUGUUAAUAUUGGUGAAGUUAGCUAGCUAGCUACAAAACUGUCAAUACAGUAAUAUUAAUAGUGUAUAAGUUAGUUUGUUAGAAUAUAUUUAACGUUACACGGCGUUAGUAUGGACAACAUUACCAUAUGCAUAAGGAAGGCAUGGGUGUAGAUAGUACUAUACAUUGCCAAAGGAAGGGUAUUUGGGGAUUGGAUCUGUCAUCCUUCAGAGCCCUACCUCAGAUUGCAUGAUUUGACAUUAUAACCAGGCUGAAUAUACUAUUGAAACUUGAUCAUCAGAUAGUGCUCCCUGAAGCUACAAAAAUGUCUUCAGUAAAAGUUAAGCAAGAAAAAACAGCACCAGAGCUACUUCAUGCUCGCUCCAACCUUGGUGGUGUGUUGCAGAACUUGAUGGAUAAAACUGAUGAAAGUCCAAGUUCAUCAGAUGAAGAGGACCGAAAACCAUUGGAUAUUAAGCAACCCUCACCUGUCUCAUCACCUGCCAAAAGAACAACCACAAGAAGCCAGCGUAAAAGAAAAAGAAAGGAUGAUACAUCAACUAAAAAUGCCAACUCGUAUGUGAUGAAAUUGUAUGAUCGGAGCGUGGAUCUAGCCCUGUUUAAAGAUUGUACAUCUCUGUACCCCGUAUGCCGAGCAUGGAUUUGUAAUCAGCCACAAAAUUACAAUGUGGAUGGUGGAAGUCGUUCACCCUCACCUCAACAUCCACCUCAGGAAGAUGAUGCAACUGGUAAUGAAAAGUCUGACAAUGUGUAUUCUCUUCCUCCUCCUAAGCCACCUCAAACAAAGGAUGGAAAAGAAAGAAGAAUUCCAUCCCCACUUCCUCAAGAAAAACAAGAUCUAAUAAUAUCUUCUGAUGAUACAGCACCAUCUAAAGACUGUUUAAUGGGUAUGCAUAUGGCCAGGUGGAGAACUAUUAGACAGAGAUGGAGAGAAACAGGGAUGAAAAAUGAAGAACGUUACAGAGAAAGUGGAGAUACUCUGAAAGCUAUGUUUGAGAGAUCACUUGGGAAAGAAGAUGGAGCUCUUCAAGAACAGUGGGAUACUGUCAUUACCACUUAAACAUACUUUUAUAUAUCAUUUUUUAAAUAAUUUCUAAUCUUACAAAAAAGUAUUGGAACUAUAAUAUUAAGAAAAGCAUUUAGUAGUUUGAAAGACCUGAGAGUUCAAGGCUUUUUGUCUUGUUAAAUAUUUCUGAAUAAUACACAGUAUAUA
Molecule: messenger RNA, 1456 nt
Organism: Limulus polyphemus (Atlantic horseshoe crab)
Lineage: Eukaryota; Metazoa; Arthropoda; Merostomata; Xiphosura; Limulidae
Gene: mip40
Product: protein lin-37 homolog
Exons: 11
Coding region: 548-1303 (251 amino acids)
Biological process (GO): negative regulation of transcription by RNA polymerase II
Cellular component (GO): transcription repressor complex; Myb complex
Source: RefSeq, a predicted model, not a curated record